Chelonus insularis is the source of this 2020-nucleotide messenger RNA. RefSeq names its product putative mediator of RNA polymerase II transcription subunit 26. Lineage: Eukaryota; Metazoa; Arthropoda; Insecta; Hymenoptera; Braconidae. Bases 151 to 555 code for a protein of 134 amino acids. The transcript has a single exon. The record is from RefSeq and is a predicted model, not a curated record.
GGAAGUUUCAUCGGUAGUCCAGCAGUGGAUCCUCUUAUCGUCAACUUUGACGAAGGUAUGAGGCUUUACUAGCCCCCCCGUCGCUCACCUUUCAACGUACAUUACCUCACGCCAGGCACUCUAUCCUUACCGUCUAAUCUACAAACAAACAUGAAUCUCCGUAAUACCCUUGCCAUUCGAAAUCGUAUGACAAUACCGAUUGACUCCAAUAUAGAUAUUUCAAGUCCAAUUAACCUCGGAACUAGUGUUGCAAGUGGUUUAAAUUUAUCGUCAAGUGUACAAGCAAUGCAGCAUCAUCAUCACCAACAGCAUCAACAACAACAACAGUCUGUGUCAGCGGAUCCAACCUGCCAUCAUGUAUCUUCUUAUUGUCAUCAAAGACCAUUCCAUUCACAUUCUCAUGGACAACCGUUGACACAGUUACAGAAUCAACCAUCAUCCUUGCAAAUACAACGUUCAACUUAUCCUAAUACCCAUCCUAAUCAAGGAACUAAUAAUCAACGCUCUAGAUAUCCAUUUCCCCUUUUUAACUAUACUUCCUGGAGAAGAUAUUAACUGUUUGUAGCGACGAGUAUGGACGAGCAUACAAAUUCAGCCUGGCAGUGAGCCUUUUCUUAUCUUUCUCGUGCAAUUGCAAUGAACAUUCACGCUAAAUUAAUUAUGAUCAUUCUUUUUAUAUUCAAUGCGUAAAUGCAUGCCAAUCAAUUGAAAUUUAAUGAAAUUAAUAUUUCACAGUGUUUGAUAGUGCAGAGCGCUAGUAAUUGUUUUGUUAUUCUUGUAUUCUUAUUCUAUUCUAUUUUUCUUUAAUCUAAACAUGAAUGUUCAUGCACUAGGAAAAUUUUUUAGACAAGUUAAUAACAAUUCUAUAUGUAAUUAUGCCAAUUCGAUUUACUGCAUUUAUUACGGGCAAUAAUGCACACGCGUUCACUCAAAUACGAUCAUUAUUGAUAUAAGUAAUUAUUUGUAGUUUUAUUAUUGUUGAUUGAUGCUGUUAAUAGUAUUAAUUGAUUGUUUAUCUAUUUGCCCGAAAAAUUUAUAAACGUGCGUAAACAAUCGUCAGCUUCGAGCUGAAAUGCCUUGAUAUAUUUUGGCUUAUUAUACGGUACUUCCAUAAACUUUUAACUAAGAAUAAGAAAAGUAAGAUUAUAAUAUAUAAAUAUUAUUUGGGCAAAGGAGAAAGAAUUUUUAAUGUAAAUUUGUAUUUUUUCUUUUUCUUCUGUUUUCUACUAUCGAUAAAAAUUAUUGAUUAAUUAGAUUUAGAUAAAUUUAUCAACAAAACCGGGCAAAUGAUUGGAAAAUUUUUGAAAAAUAGAAACAAUAAAUCGUGUGAAACCUUCGUAGUGGCAUUUGCAUUAGCAAUCAUUGAAAGAAAUUAAAAUAAAAAGAAAGCAGAAAAAGAAUACUAAUAUUUAAAGAUAUAUAUUUAAUAUACAUAUAAUUAAAAUAUAUACAUAUUAUAUGUAUAUUAGAUGUAUAAAUAUAAAUAAAAAUAUAUAUAAAUAUAUAUACACAUAUAUAUAUAUUUAUAUGUAAAUAUAAAAAUAGCAAUUUAAUAUUAAUUAUUAUAAUGAUAUAAGUUUAAAUUAAAUACAGUAAGAAUUAAAUGAAUUAUUGAAAGAUUUUUGGCAAAUGUAUCUGCUCUUACGACGGUUAUAUUUGAUAAAGUUACUGUCAUUUGUUUAACCAUGAUGAAAUUGAGAGAAAAAAAAAAUAGAAAUCGGGUAAGUAAAUUAGAGAAAAAUCAAUCAGUAUAUAUGUGUAGAUGUGUGAUACAUAUAUGUGCAUGUGUGCCUAUGUAUGUGUCCACAAAACACGCAUACAUAACGUACGUGUAGAAGGAAAUAAUGAAUAGAAAUAGAAUGAUUAUAUUAAAAAUAUAAAAAAAAUUAUAUUUAAUGAAAUUACGCUGAGCAAAAUUAAUAUUGCGCAUUAUUAUAUGAUUGAUGUAUGCAAAAAUUCAUAAAUUUUACGUUUGAAUGAUGUUUAAAUUCAAUAAACUUCAUAUUAUGAUUAAUUGAGA